Messenger RNA from Knipowitschia caucasica, 765 nucleotides. The record is from the annotation of a GenBank genome assembly. Lineage: Eukaryota; Metazoa; Chordata; Actinopteri; Gobiiformes; Gobiidae.
AUGAAGCCAGAUCGUUGGAGAGCACUUCAUGGUAUUGCCCUGCCCCCACUCUCAAACUACAAUAAAGCUACAGCAGUGACAGGUCUCUGCACCAGAGCGCCCUCUAGAGGAGAUGUGGAGACCUGCACCAGAGCGCCCUCUAGAGGAGAUGUGGAGACCUGCACCAGAGCGCCCUCUAGAGGAGAUGUGGAGACCUGGACCAGAGCGCCCUCUAGAGGAGAUGUGGAGACCUGCACCAGAGCGCCCUCUAGAGGAGAUGUGGAGACCUGCACCAGAGCGCCCUCUAGAGGAGAUGUGGAGACCUGCACCAGAGCGCCCUCUAGAGGAGAUGUGGAGUCGGAGGAGGUCAGUCAGAGGAAGUCGGUCAGAGGAGGUUGGUCAGAGGAGGUCAGACAGAGGUCAGUCAGAGGAGGUCUGUCAGAGGAGGUCAGUCAGAGGAUGUCAAAGGAGGCCAGUCAGAGGAGAUCAGACAGAGGAGGUCAGACAGAGGAGGUCAGUCAGAGGAGAUCAGACAGAGGAGGUCAGUCAGAGGAGGUCAGUCAGAGGAGGUCAGUCAGAGGAGGUCAGUCAGAGGAGGUCAGACAGAGGAGGUCAGUCAGAGGAGAACGUGCCUCACACAUCGCCCACCCAACCCGGAGCCUGAAGGGACCCGCUGCCUUCACGAUCCAACAACAACAGAACAAAAAGUCCGCGGUGGAUGUUCUCUGUGCUCAGGCUGCGAUCGCUCUGAGCAGGAGUGGAUUUGGAGGCUCUGGAGAUCUGUGA